Molecule: messenger RNA, 2041 nt
Organism: Sturnus vulgaris (Common starling)
Lineage: Eukaryota; Metazoa; Chordata; Aves; Passeriformes; Sturnidae
Source: RefSeq, a predicted model, not a curated record
AUGGCGGCCGCGAAGCGCAGCGUUCUCUCCUCGCUGGCGGUUUACGCCGAGGACUCGGACCCAGAGUCGGACAGCGAGGCCGGCACGGCGGGGAGCGAUGGGGGAGCACCCACGGGUGAGGGCGGGCAGGGAGCUGGGACAGGAGGCGGGCUGGGCCGCCAGAGUUUCCCCGUGCGGCCCGCGCCGGCCUGGCGCUCUCCUCUAUGUGAAGGGAAGGCCCCGCACGCAGCCACUUCCCCUUCUCUCACAGUUUUCCUUUUCUCUUCCUCCUUAGGAGAGAAAGGAGGCUUGGUCUCAGUUGGGUAUGGAGAAGAUGACUUUACCCGCCUGGAUGGGGACGAGGAAGGGUACGAAGAGGAGGACGAUGAGAACAGCAGGCAGUCAGAAGAUGACGAUUCAGAGACUGAAAAACCUGAGGCUGGUGACCUAAAGGAAUUCUCAGAAGUGGAGAAAAGAGAUCCUCAGGAGCUAGUUGCUUCUUUUUCAGAGAGAGUGCGGAACAUGUCUCCAGAUGAGAUCAAAAUCCCUCCUGAGCCUCCUGGCAGAUGUUCUAACCAAUUGCAGGAUAAAAUUCAAAAGCUGUAUGAGAGGAAAGUGAAAGAGGGCAUGGAUAUGAACUACAUCAUCCAGAGGAAAAAGGAAUUUCGUAAUCCCAGCAUCUAUGAAAAGCUGAUCCAGUUUUGUUCCAUUGAUGAACUCGGUACAAAUUAUCCAAAGGACAUGUUUGAUCCUCAUGGCUGGUCAGAGGAUUCAUAUUACGAGGCACUAGCUAAAGCCCAGAAGAUCGAGAUGGACAAACUGGAGAAGGCCAAGAAGGAACGCACAAAGAUCGAAUUUGUGACUGGCACUAAAAAGGGUACAACAACAAGUGCUGCUUCCACAACCACCACAACAUCCAGCACCACUGUGGGAGAUGCCCAGAAGAGGAAGAGCAAGUGGGACUCUGCCAUCCCUGUCACGACGAUAGCUCAGCCCACCAUCCUCACCACCACUGCAACACUGCCAGGUGUUGUCACAGUGACAACCAGUGCCAGUGGCUCCAAAACCACAGUGAUCUCAGCUGUGGGCACCAUUGUGAAAAAGGCCAAGCAGUGACUGCUGUGCUGGGCCUGGAAUCUUGGACUUGUUUGUCACUGAAGCCAUUGUCCUUGGAAGGGAGGGGUAGCUUUCUCCUUUGGUAAAAGAUGACAGGAUUCUUUGAAGCAGCCCACAGUUCCCCUUUGGAAGGCUGGGGGCAGGAGCAGGAUGCCAGCUGUGUGCCCACAGGAAUGGACCUCUGCCCACCAUGCCUCUGCCUUUGCUUGCUGGGAGAAGAACCAGGCUGCCUGUGUUGUGCUGGAGGAAGGCGGUGUCUGGAGUCAGCUUGUAAAAGUUUGCUUAUUAAUUACUGCAUUGGGGUCUUACCUACUUGCAAGUUUGGUUUAGGGGGAAAAAAGAAAAUAAAUUAAAAGGGCAAGCAGUGAUGGACUGUCAGUGUUAGCCUGUGUGUACCAGGUGGUGCUCCAGGACUGCCUGCAGCCUGUGCAGGUGCCUCCCUCCAGGGUGAGCUCAGUUCUGAGGGAGUUGAAGCAGAGACAACCACUCAGUGUCCACGUCCAGAUGUGUAGCAGAGACUUGAAGCAAACUACAUCAGUGAGUGUAGGCUCACUCCUUGUUCUAGCACUGACACCUGUACCCUGUGCUCUCUGUGUAGAUCUUAGUGUGAAACUGUGGAACUCUUGUGGAAACUGUGCUGGAACAUCCUGUUCCCAUCUCACAGGGAUGGAGAUUUCUAUGCAGAACCCUCAAGCUGUAGAGAUUUGAUUUGUGAACUCACUUGCAAAGACCUGUGCAGAAAACACUUCUAUUGCCACGGACUGAGGUUGGACAGCAGAUAAGCAGAGGAGAGUGUCUGAUCCUUUUUGUGAUGUUGUCCAUCUUUGUUUUAGCUUGUGAUGUUCUGUUAAUGCACACAUGGCAAUUACUGCUUGCUCCACUGUCGUGAAAAAGUAUUUUCAGUUGAAAUUUUUGUUGUAUAAAAAUUGAAAAGUCUUUUAAAAAA